Messenger RNA from Symbiodinium sp. CCMP2592, 675 nucleotides. NCBI's taxonomy places the organism in Eukaryota, Dinophyceae, Suessiales, Symbiodiniaceae. The record is from the annotation of a GenBank genome assembly.
AUGACGAGAGGGUCUUCGGAUGGCCACUGCCACUUCGGCGCGUACGCAUCUUUCGAUGCGAAGGAACCCUGCAACCAGGCGGGGCUCGCCGACUGUGACAAGGAGUCGAAGUUGGACUUCGAGAACGAGCUUACAUUUUUUUCGGAUAUCAACUCGCAGCAUCAUCCAAAAGUUGAAGGUGAAGAAGGCAGACAUUCCGUGUGGGAAGCCGAAACAGACAGCAGCGAGGGCUCGGACAUCCAGGAGCCGGAUCGCGGCACGAGCUUCAGCGAUGAGGACUCCGAGCUUCUCAGGGAGGAUUCUGCCGCCGAAGAAGACAAAGGCGUAAAGUGGGAGUUUUUCGAUUUGGACAACGAUCAUAUCAUCUCCGAAGAUGUGUUGCCCACAAUCCUGGAAGACGAAACCUUACAGAUGCCUUUGCUCACGGCUCGAAGCGCACUGGAGCGCAACAGCUGGGGCAUCUCCGAAGCCUUUCAGAGCAGCUUCGAGGCGCUCAGCAGCGUUGCCAUUGGCAUUGGAAGCUUCGCGGGGACCGCGACGCAAGGGGUAUUGGAGGCUACGCACGCCUUCCUCUCUUGCUCCAUUGCCUUUGAUGCCUUCGUGGAGAUGCAUGUGAAAAACGACGAGAAUAUCGUCCCUGAUCAGGAGACGGAAGACAGGCAACAAGAGGCGUGA